CGCGGGGGCAGGGCUUUGCGGACGCACGCACGUCGAGCGCAGCUGUCCCGAGCCGCGGAGGCUGCGGGCUUGGUCUGGGGCGGCUGCUUUGGCUGCGGCCCGGCCCGCGGCUGAAGGUUGGAGAGAAAUCCAUACACUCCAUUGACUGGCACUUUCUGCCACCAUGGGGGAGCUUUUCCGGAGUGAGGAGAUGACGCUGGCCCAGCUUUUUCUACAAUCAGAAGCUGCUUAUUGUUGCGUCAGUGAAUUAGGAGAACUGGGAAAGGUUCAAUUUCGUGAUUUAAAUCCAGAUGUGAAUGUUUUCCAGCGGAAAUUUGUGAAUGAAGUUAGAAGAUGUGAAGAAAUGGAUCGAAAGCUUCGAUUUGUUGAGAAAGAAAUAAGAAAAGCUAAUAUCCCAAUUAUGGACACUGGUGAAAACCCAGAGGUGCCCUUCCCCCGGGACAUGAUUGACUUAGAGGCCAAUUUUGAAAAGAUUGAAAAUGAACUGAAGGAAAUCAACACAAACCAGGAAGCUCUGAAGAGAAACUUCCUGGAACUGACUGAAUUAAAAUUUAUACUUCGCAAAACUCAGCAGUUUUUCGAUGAGGCUGAAUUGCAUCAUCAGCAGAUGGCGGAUCCAGACUUGUUGGAAGAGUCCUCGUCCCUCUUGGAGCCGAGUGAGAUGGGAAGGGGCACACCGUUAAGACUUGGCUUCGUGGCUGGUGUGAUUAACCGGGAGCGCAUCCCUACUUUUGAGCGCAUGCUUUGGCGGGUGUGCCGGGGGAAUGUGUUCCUGCGACAGGCUGAAAUCGAGAACCCCCUGGAGGAUCCUGUGACUGGUGACUACGUGCACAAAUCUGUAUUCAUCAUUUUCUUCCAAGGCGAUCAGCUGAAAAACAGAGUCAAGAAAAUCUGUGAAGGGUUCCGGGCCUCACUCUAUCCCUGUCCUGAGACACCACAGGAGAGGAAGGAAAUGGCUUCUGGAGUUAAUACCAGGAUUGACGAUCUCCAAAUGGUUCUGAAUCAAACAGAGGACCACCGCCAGAGGGUUCUGCAGGCGGCUGCUAAGAACAUCCGUGUCUGGUUCAUCAAGGUGCGGAAGAUGAAGGCCAUCUACCACACCCUGAAUCUGUGCAACAUAGACGUGACCCAGAAGUGCCUGAUCGCCGAGGUCUGGUGCCCCGUCACCGACCUCGACUCCAUCCAGUUUGCACUCAGAAGGGGCACGGAACACAGUGGCUCCACUGUGCCCUCUAUCUUGAACAGGAUGCAAACAAAUCAGACUCCCCCAACCUAUAACAAAACGAACAAGUUCACAUACGGCUUUCAGAACAUAGUAGAUGCUUACGGAAUCGGGACUUACAGAGAGAUAAACCCAGCUCCAUAUACCAUCAUCACUUUCCCUUUCCUGUUUGCUGUGAUGUUUGGGGACUUUGGCCAUGGCAUUUUGAUGACCCUCUUUGCUGUAUGGAUGGUGUUAAGGGAGAGCCGGCUUCUCUCCCAGAAGAACGAGAAUGAGAUGUUUAGCACAGUGUUCAGUGGCCGGUACAUUAUUCUACUGAUGGGUGUGUUUUCCAUCUACACUGGCCUCAUCUACAAUGAUUGCUUUUCCAAGUCUCUUAAUAUCUUCGGGUCCUCCUGGAGCGUACGGCCAAUGUUCUCUUUGUAUAAUUGGACGGAUGAGACACUUCGGGGGAACCCUGUUCUACAGUUGAAUCCAGCUGUUCCUGGAGUUUUUGGUGGACCAUACCCUUUUGGCAUUGAUCCAAUCUGGAACAUUGCUACCAAUAAACUGACCUUUCUCAACUCCUUUAAAAUGAAGAUGUCUGUUAUCCUUGGCAUCAUUCACAUGAUGUUUGGAGUCAGCCUGAGCCUCUUCAACCAUACCUAUUUCAAGAAACCCCUGAAUAUCUACUUUGGAUUUAUUCCUGAAAUAAUCUUCAUGACCUCUUUGUUUGGCUACUUGGUUAUCCUUAUAUUUUACAAGUGGACAGCCUAUGAUGCUCAUACAUCUGAGAAGGCGCCAAGCCUUCUGAUUCAUUUCAUAAACAUGUUUCUCUUUUCCUACGGUGACUCUAGUAAUGCGAUGCUUUAUUCUGGACAGAAAGGAAUUCAGUGUUUCCUGGUAGUGGUCGCGCUACUGUGUGUACCUUGGAUGCUACUAUUUAAACCACUGGUCCUUCGCCAUCAAUAUUUGAGGAGGAAGCAUUUGACUCAGAAGCCCUCAUGUCCUCAGUUGUUCCAUUGAGACCUCCACUCCGCCAUGUGUCUCGUGUGUCUUCUGCAUCUGGUACAAUAACCAAAGUCAUCUGUUUCGACUUUCCUUCUUCAAAUACUAACUCAUGAUUCAGCAACAGCACUUUGAAUGUUAAGUAUUUCAAUAUUUUUCCUGAAAAACAUCUCUUAACCAAACUGUUUUAAUGUGCUAGUAUCAACUUAGCCCGGUGUAUUCUAGGUAAUCAGUAAGAUUUAAAAAAUCUCACCAGCAGUAAUCACACAUGUACUCUUGUGAUCUAGUGGCAUCAUACUCCUUUAUAAGAAAGUGAAAUAUUUAGAUGGAUAGCUCUUUCCUUCAUUAGGUGUUUCUGAUCAUUUUAAACCUAGAAAACUGCUGUGAUCCUUCUAGAACUAAUCUAAAAGGGCUGAUAUUUUGGAUCAGAAGAUAGUUUAAUGUUACUGUUUAAAAUUAUUUUCAAACAGGGAUUUACUCUCUCCUUUGAGAAAUGUUUUAAGUCCACAAACCACAUACUAUCCAUUUAUUGACAUUCUUUUCACGUGCCCUUCUUUCUGUUAGUCUUAGCAUAUUUAGGAUGUGCUUCUGAUGCAUCCGUUUUGGUGCUUUUAACUCUGUUACCCUCUUCUACGAUAUUGUCCAAGUGAAACGUCCCCCGUCUGGAAACCUGCACCUUCAUAGAGUCUUCUUAGCCCACUGGUUCUUCUGCGAAAUGUCUGGUUCUAUUGAGCCUCAUGAAAGCUUCAAGAUGAUCAUUUCACAAGGACUCUGGAUUCUUGACCCUAAGGGCUGAGGAGACAAUCACUGAUCUGUGUUUGUUCUGUUCUUUGUCCUUUGGGUUGUCUGUAAGCAGUGUAUUAUGGUUUAAUGUUUUCUUUUUUCUGCUGAUGUGUAUGUCUCAUCUCCCCUUCCUGUAAUUUUCAUAUCCUGUGUCCUGAAGGGACACUUGCUAGUGUCUGGCUGAGAGGUUUACCCUGUCUGCCCUUCACUCUGUCUGCUGGUUGGGAAAAGCUUCAGAAAUGACCUUCUGCUUUAGGAUCCUUAAAGCCUGAAGCCUGCCUCAACCCUGUAACCCGUGCCAGGAUAUGCUGGGGUCCUCUCCUGUCACCAGUGCCCUUUUUGUACUUCCAGUCCACCUGCUGAGGUCUGUCAGGUGUAAUGUUUGCAUGACCUGGAGGUGCCUAGGGUCUCGGUGCUUCCCGAAUCUGAGUACACAUCAGAAUCACCUGGUGACCUUUACGUUUGUUUCUUAGAGUAUUAAAACAGAAGAAGUAAUAAAGAUAGUCCACAGUUCCAUGACCCAGACAAUCCUCCACUGACAUUAAAAAGUAAAAUUAAAGCAAUAGGUUAGAAAAUGCAAAUAGUACUGAAAGUGAAAGUGCCCCUGUCCCUGGGCUCCUUCUCCUACUCAAAGGCAGGGGAAUUUUGCCUCCAAUAUUUUUCUGCAUAUAUCAACAUAUUGCUAUCAUCUAUUGAUAUAAAUAUGUAUAUGUAUUUGUACAUGUGUAUGUAUACACAUUUAAAACAUACUAGGAAUUGUGUUUUAAACUGUAGCACUCUUUUGCCCCUUGAUUUGUUAAGUUUAAAAAUUUUUAGCGUAUCCUGGGAGAUUGUUUCACUCUUUUUUUUUAAAUUUUUUUGUUUUUAACGCUUAUUCAUUUUUGAGAGACAGAGAGAGACAGCAGGAAUGGGGAAGGGGCAGAGAGAGAGGGAGACACAGAAUCGGAAGCAGGCUCCAGGCUCUGAGCUGUCGGCAGAGUGUUUCACUCUUUUUUAUAGUUGUCUAGUAUUCCAUAGUACAUUCUGUUGGAUAUGCUAAAAUUGUGUAAUCACUGUCAUUGAUGGAUGUGUUGGUUGUUCCCAAUUCUCUGCUAUUAUAAAUACAAAUGCAGGGAACAUCCUUGUCCACAUAUCUUGAUAACAUUUCAUAAACAUAGAUGUUCCCAGUGGUGGGGGUCUCAAAGGGUAUGUGCAUUUUUUUGUGCUUGAAUUUUCAAGGUAGACAAUAAAAAAUGCUUAUACAGUUUGUACGUGGGGAAAUAUUUUUUAAAAUAUAGAUUUUCUGGGCCCCACCCCAGAUCUACUAAGUAUACAAUUUCCGGGGGUAGUAUUUGAGAAUCUCUAUUUAAUUUCAAGGUGAUUCUGAUGCAGCUGGCUCCCUGACCAGCACAGAAGAAGCCCUGCUUCAAGGAGGAGAAUUUGCCCAAGCACUGAGUUCUGGUGGUCAGUCAGCUGUAGUAAAAAGCUGCACACCAAAAGGUGAAGCUGCGAGUAGGGACCUCCGGGCAGUGGAGCAAACCUGUUGGCACAUUGUGCUGCUGCCCAGAAGGCCGAUUUGCAGGAGAAAAGUUUUUGAACUCUUGCCUCGUUUGGGGUCCCUGAUCAGAAACCAUAAGAAGUGGGCCCAGGACCUGUUUCUUUAGCUCCUGUUCACUCUGGUGGGUUAGCACUCAUUGGUAUUUGUCUGACUUAACCCCAGUUCUGCCCGGUUUUGUACUCAAAGAGUCCUUUUGUCUCAGUAAGCCCAAGCUUUUCCAAGUCGGGUUGACUUAGAAAUUCUGGUUCUGGAGAGCCCGCUGAACACUAUGCCUGGGAAACAAGAAGCAAACACCCAUUUGGCAUUUGCCCACAUGCCUGGAAGAGAGUUGGUGUAACACUCCAGAAUCCUCCAUUGAAGGAAAGGGGACUUUUUCGUUCCUUUUUUUUUUUUACCUCAGUAUUCUCUGGCCGCGAGCUGAUGUCCAUAUAGAUUUCUCCCUUCCCUGAUCUAGGAAGUCCUUUGUUCCUGGGCAGAAACCCAGUAUGCUUCUGGGAGAAGUUGCUGGAACUCUUGGGUUCCAGUUGAAAGUUUAUCAGACCAGGUUAUGGUCACCAUGUCAUUUGGCUCCACUCCCUCUUAGAAAGUCUGAUCUUUAGUUCUAGAAAAACUUAGACCACUGACAACUUUACAGAUAGAGCUACACUCAUUGCAAGAGUCCGUUCAGGUUAAGCUUUUCAUUCAAGCAGUCAUCUCAGUUAGUGUUGACCAAGGCCAGGUUGGUGAGUCUUGGUGCAGCAGGCUGCAUGUUUCCUCUGAUCAGAAUGAGGUGGUAAAUGUAGUUGGGGCUGGGGCUGGGGUGGUGCUGGUUGGGGUGGGAACAGUGGUUUGUUUUUACUUGCCUGUUGGAUCAGCGGGUUUUGAUUUUGUUGUUAGAAUAUAUGCUUUUCUGAGGUUUGUAUGUACUAACCAUCACCCUUCCCCACUCACAGAAUGUCACAUUAAAGCCCAGGCAAAUUCUACUCUUUCUGUUCAUCU
Messenger RNA from Panthera uncia (snow leopard), 5507 nucleotides. RefSeq names its product ATPase H+ transporting V0 subunit a1 (gene ATP6V0A1). The transcript is spliced from 18 exons. Gene Ontology annotation, molecular function: ATPase binding; proton-transporting ATPase activity, rotational mechanism. Gene Ontology annotation, biological process: proton transmembrane transport; vacuolar acidification. Gene Ontology annotation, cellular component: vacuolar proton-transporting V-type ATPase, V0 domain; plasma membrane; vacuolar proton-transporting V-type ATPase complex. The record is from RefSeq and is a predicted model, not a curated record. Bases 164 to 2227 code for a protein of 687 amino acids. NCBI's taxonomy places the organism in Eukaryota, Metazoa, Chordata, Mammalia, Carnivora, Felidae.